Synchiropus splendidus (mandarinfish) is the source of this 1777-nucleotide messenger RNA. RefSeq names its product E3 ubiquitin/ISG15 ligase TRIM25-like. The coding region runs from base 18 to 1649 and encodes 543 amino acids. The transcript has a single exon. The record is from RefSeq and is a predicted model, not a curated record. Lineage: Eukaryota; Metazoa; Chordata; Actinopteri; Syngnathiformes; Callionymidae. Gene Ontology annotation, molecular function: zinc ion binding; protein binding.
AGUCAGUCGUCAGUGAAAUGGAGGCCAGAGCUGAACUUCUCUCCUGUUCCAUCUGUCUGGAUCUACUGAAGGAUCCAGUCACUCUCAACUGUGGACACAGCUUCUGUCAGGUCUGUGUUGAAGGUUACUGGGACUCAGAAGGUGAGAGGAACAUCUACCAGUGUCCUCAGUGCAGACGGACCUUCACCUCGAGGCCUCUCCUGCAGAAGAACGUCAUGUUAGCAGAGUUAGUGGAGGAGCUGAAGAAGACUGGACUCCAAGCUGCUGACCUCUGCUAUGCUGGACCUGAAGAUGUGGCCUGUGACUCCUGCACUGGGAGGAAGCUGAAAGCCCUCAAGUCCUGUCUAAUGUGUCUGACCUCUUACUGUGAGCAACACCUCCAGCCUCAUCUAGAAGCUCCGGCCUUCAGGAGGCACAAGCUGGUCCAGCCGUCCAAGCAGCUCCAGGAGAUCCUCUGCCCUCAACACGAUGAGGAGAAGAAGAUGUUCUGUCGUACUGAUCAGCAGGUCAUCUGUCACCUCUGUGCUGAGGACCAACACAAAGACCACCACAUUGUCUCGGCCGCAGCAGAGAGAAGAGAGAGAGAGAAAGAGGUGGAUCAGAGUCGAGGAAGGAUCCAGCAGAGGAUCCAGGAGAGACAGGAAGAGCUGAAGCUUCUUCAGCAGGAGCAGGAGACCAUCACCGACUCUGCUGAUAAAGCAGUGAAGGACAGUCAGGAGACCCUCCAACAGCUGAUCCAGGACAUCCAGAGAAGAAUGUCUGAUGUGGAGCAGCAGAUCAGAUCCCGGCAGGAGACUGAAGCCACUCGAGUACAAGGACUUCAGGAGCAGCUGGAGCAGGAGAUCGCUGAGCUGAAGAAGAAAGAUGCUGAGCUGCAGCAGCUGUCACUCACCGACAGUCACUUGGUCUUUCUCCAGAACUGGUCCUCACUCUCAGAGGUCAGUGGAGACACGCUCUCCUCCAGGACCCACGUCCGUCCUCACUGCUGCUUUGAGGAAGUGUCAGCAGCCGUGUCAGCCAGCAGAGAGCGACUCCAGGACCUUCUGAGAGACACCUGCACCAACAUCUCACUCAUGCUCAGAGGAGAGCUCAAGACCAGAGCUGAGUUCCUCAGGUUCUCACGGGACAACACUCUGGAUCCAAACACUGCUCACUCACAGUUGUUGUUGUCUGAAGGACACAGGAAAGUGAGUUUCCCGGGAGUAAUUCAGUCUUUUCGUUUUCAUCCAGACAGUUUCAGUGAGUAUUUUCAGGCCUUGAGUAAAGAGCCUCUGACUGGACGUUGUUACUGGGAGGUGGAGAGGAGAGGAGAAGUUGAAGUAGCAGUCUCAUACAAGAACAUCAGCAGAUCAGGAGGAGAAAGUGGAUUUGGAUAUAAUGACAAAUCUUGGUCAUUAUGGUGUCAGGACUCUGGUUGUUCAUUCACACACAACAGCAUCAGAACUCAAGUCUCCACAGCUCCACCCUCCAGAGUGGGAGUGUACCUGGAUCACUCUGCAGGUCUUCUGUCCUUCUACAGCGUCUCUGGAACCAUGACCCUCCUCCACAGAGUCCACACCACCUUCACUCAGCCUCUACAUGCUGGGGUCGGGGUCGGGGUCGGGCCUUUCUUCAUGUCCUCCUCAUGUGAGAUCCUGAAGCUGAACUAAACAACAGUGUGAGUUGUGUCUCACAAACUCUUCCUGCUGGUUGUUGACUUCUUUCCUCUCCAGCAGUGUGUUUGUGUCCUUCUGUGUGUCAUGAUUGUUGGGCUCUAAACACUUGUGUGUGUGUGUGU